Messenger RNA from Paramecium pentaurelia, 1447 nucleotides. Lineage: Eukaryota; Ciliophora; Oligohymenophorea; Peniculida; Parameciidae. The record is from the annotation of a GenBank genome assembly.
AUGAUUAAAAAUUGCAUAUAUCCAUGCAUUGGAUUUUUUAGUGUUGUUGGAAGAAUUUUCAUAUUUUUUUGCUUUUGGUGGGCAUAUGAUGGUGUUGAAGAAGCUUUCAGUGAUAAACGAUUAGGGUACUAAAAUGAAUUUUAUGCUUGGGAAUCACCUCCUAUUUUUAAAAUAUAGUAAUUAUUCUCAAACCCUGAUUGUCCAGUUGGAGUAUGAUAAGUGAUUAAAUAUUAGACUGAACUGUUGUAUAAUUAUAUUUGGUAAGGAAGAAAAUCGUUUACAGAAGAUGGAGUUGAAUAUAAAAGCAUCCCUUAACAUUAAUUCAAAUAUUGGGUGUAUGAACCAUUACCUACUAAAAAAUUUAUAUUAUGUGCAACAUUAGGAUUGAAAAAUGAAACAUAUGCAUAGUUUGGAAGAGUUAGAAAAACUUGUGAAGAGAGAAAAAUGAGAUCAUGUAGUAAUGGGAGGUUUUGUAUUCCAUCUACUUAUCAAUAUUGUCCUAUUACUAAUAUAGAAUUUGAUGAACAAGGCAUUAUAAAGACUGAUAUUGAUCCAUAAGAGAUGCCAAUUGCAUAUUUUAAGGUUGAUACUUACUUUGUUAGUGUGUAUAACAAUAAGGAUUAUAAUUUAUAUCCAGAUCAACCUUAAGAUGACUAACUUGAAGAGAAAUUCACUUCUAAGGAUAUAGAAUAUAGAGAUGAAACUUUUAUUCCUUUAAAUACUGUAAAUGACUAAUUAUUUUACUCAAUUAAUUCAGCAUCUGAUUUUGAUAGAACUAUAAGUGCAAAAUACAAUAAAACAUUAUUUUAUAGAAGAUAUAAAGAAUGGUAAUAUGAAGCAUUGGGAGAUUUAUUUGAUUAUGCAUACAAUAUUUUUGAUUCUUUAGAUGAGAUAAUUGUGUUGUCUAAUUCUGGUACAAUAACUUCAUUGGUUUAUUUAUUAUUGGUUUGUUAUCUUAUUCCAGCUCUCCCAGUUAUCUUGAGAUUUAUUAGUGCAUUGAAAGUGGAUAAUAUAUUUAUUUGGGAUAUAGUUAUUAGAAUGAUUCUGUUAUUAUUAAUGCUAGCUUAAUCAUUAUAUAUUAUUAAACAAUGUGAAGAUGUGAUACAUUAUUCUAAUUUAUUAUUGAAUAAUGAUAAUAUUGUUGGAUUUAAAGUAAAUUUACUUAUAAUUAUAAAAGGAUCAAUAUGAUGGUGUAAUAGAACUUAUAGAUGGUUAAGAACCAUAUCAUAUAAUUUCAAUUGCAGUAUCAUUAGGAUUUUUAGGGAUUGAAGUAUUUUUAUGGUUAACAAUUUGUUUGAAGGCUUUCUUUGCUUGUAUAAUGAAAAUAAUUAAAUAAAUUUAAUUUAAAAAAUAGAUUAAAGAUGAUGUAAGAAAAGAAGAAGAUAUGGAGAAUUUAAAUUAAUUACAUUCAAAAUAAGCUAACGUAGAACAAGAAAAAUUAAAUUGA